Molecule: messenger RNA, 1340 nt
Organism: Pocillopora meandrina
Lineage: Eukaryota; Metazoa; Cnidaria; Anthozoa; Scleractinia; Pocilloporidae
Source: the annotation of a GenBank genome assembly
AUGCUUCAGAGGUCAUUAUAUGUGGUGAGUAGAAUAUAUUCAAAAGCACAGGUCCAGAUUAAACAAUGAGCUGUUUAUCCUGCCUCCAUUCAAGCACUGUAAUGAAGAAUUAAGCUUUUCCAUCACUGUAUGUAACACUAAGAAAGCAUGACUUCUACCCUAAUCACACCAAAACUAAAAAAUGGAAAGUCCUGGAAUUUUAGUUUGACAAUUUCCAGGACUUUCCAAGCCUUUAAAACUGGUAUAAGUACCCCCCUACUCCCUGUCCCCUCCCCCCCCAGUUCCCUCCCUUUUUGCUUGUGGCUUUUGAGUAGCUUUAAAUAUAUUAUGUAUGGUUUUGAUAUUAUUUUAGUAUGCAGAAAAUUUCAGUAUUCAAUGAUUUUUAAGGGAAUAUCAUGGGGUAACCUUUUUCUUUUUUUUUAUUAUCAAGAUAUAUCAUAUGAAGAGGCUUUUGCUUCCCUCUUGAUUUAGAUUGAUGGUUAUAUCAUUUUUAGUAGUAAUUAAAAUCAGUUUGGAAUUUAAUGCUACUCUAGUCUAUCCUUGCUCUAUUCAUUUUCACAUUAAGCCCCUAAAAUAAUUUAUUUGCAGGCCAUAGGAAUCAGUACUCUUGUUGCACUUUACUUUAUUGUCCGAACCCUUAAAACAAGAGGAAGACGGAAAGCUAAGAAGUAAGCUUCAGCAAAUAACUCUUCAUUUUAAUUCUAUUUGUCUUCUUUUUUUUAAUUUAUCCAUUAUUUAAUUGUUCUGUGGCAUGUGAUCCAUUUUCUCAUCAUUACUUUUCAUUUUAUACUUUUUUCUGAAAGGAUAGAAUCCUUCCACUUUUUUGUAGGCUUCUUGCUUAGUCAGCUGAAGUUAAGUAGGCAUAUCAACCUGUUGGCAAAAGGUUUGUGAGGGGUCUGCCAAGACCUGUCACACUGGGCUCCACUGGGCCUUUAAAGUGUGGGGGGGCCCUACUGGAAAUUCCAAUUUUGAUACCUUUAAAAUAAAGGGAAAUGCAUGAGGAAAAAACCCAACCCUCUCUCUGUAUUGUGCCUGUCACAGACUUGAUUCUCUUAGCCUUCUGAAGAAGCCCAAAGGUACAUGUGUAGCAAUACCAGUGAAAACCUGCUCAUAGGCUAUUAAUUAUACCCAUUCACUAACUUAAGUGUGUUUGAAGUACCAUGAUUUAGCUGCUUUAAUGUCAUAUCCCAUUUUCCCUUUUUUUUUUUAAUUUCACAAGAUACGGGGUAAUCCAUGGGGCAGCAUCCGUGGAAUUGCAGCCACUAGACAGAGAUGUUGAUGAGGAAGAAGAGGAUAUGACUCUUUUUGAUAUGAAAGAUGCAAAACGACCAUUGAAAUAA